Molecule: messenger RNA, 3406 nt
Organism: Vitrella brassicaformis
Lineage: Eukaryota; Vitrellaceae
Source: the annotation of a GenBank genome assembly
AGCAGAUGUCACCUUCCUGACCCCUCCCUCCCCGCCACUCCUCUGAGUGUGCCGGUUACCGACACACCCAGCGAUACCCCUGACACAAACGGUCAAACGGACAGCCCACUGCUUCAUAUUAUCCACACACACACACACGAAGCGACGCAGACAGCCGCACACACACACGUGCCAUCCCAGACAGCCAGUCACGUGCCCCCCGCUUGUAUGGAUGUGUAGCUGCUACGUCCGUCGGCCCUCACCCACUCACUCACCCAGCCACCCACCAGUCAGUCAGUCAGUCUAUGUGUGCAAUCAGUCGCCUCAGCCUCGCUGCUGGCUGCCCUUCCCUUGUGCAGCACGGCUGCCAUCUGUCCGCCCAGCCCCGUUGGCCGACGGCGACGGCAUCGGGCGCAUGCCCGUGGCGCCGGCGUGAAUGUGAUACUGCUGCACUGGCGAUGGCUGGUUCAUCAUCAUGUCGCGAUGUGCUGGGGCUGGUGCGGGGCGGUGUGGCGACGUCAGCACAAACGGCGGGCUGGCCGAUUCAAACCCAAACCGCCCGACAGCAGGGUGAGGGAGUGCAGUGAGGUGGGGCGGGGCAGCGGGGGGCGAUGGCUGGGCGGCAAACAGAGACGGGUGGGGGGGUAAGAUGGGACGGGGCUGUGGGUAGAAGUGGCUGGCUAUGUUGGGCAUCAGGUAGUUGUGUGCCGGGCCGGGCGUCGCGGCACUCACCUGAGUGAGGCACAGACCGACACGGAUAGACGCAGUGAGUGGACAGACAGAUCGGUGGCUCAUUUGUGUGAAGAGACGUCUUCCUUACAGGCAGGUUGACGACACGAGAGCUCUCUAAGGGGCCGCCAGCAGCGGGUGCAGACACGCGUGCACUGCCGACAGGCGCCUGUGCAUAACAAAAAGGGAGAGACCAUCUGGGCUGGUACCUGUGCCUGCCUGUGUCGGUGUGGCUGCUGGUGUACCUGCUGGUGGUCGUCCUGAUGUGUCAAGUGCUGUAGUCGAUCGCGCAACACAGCCAGCUGUGCCUCUGCCACACACAUACACAGACGGUGCCAUUGUCCAUCCAAUGAGAGUGUGCCACAGACCGACUCACCUUGCGACCCGGCUUCGGAGAUAACGUUCCUCAGCUCUAUAUACAUAUGCUCGCACAUAUGCUCGCACUUGUCUUCCUGUACGUGAAUCAAUGGUCGCAAUGCAAUGCAUGAUACCCAGCCAGCCAGCCAUGCAUUCAUACCUGUUGCGUCGACGUCUCGCUUGUCCCUCCUCCCUCCACCUGCUGCUGCGAUGCCGUCCGCACUGCUGUCGUCCGCAGGCUGCCCCCGGCUCCCUCAGGUGCUACUGCUUGCGGCGAUGCUGCUGCCGCUGCCGCUGCUGCCGCCGAUGACAAUGUAGGUGCCUCAGCUGCGCCACCCUCACCUGCCCAAGGCACACACAAACACACACACACACACACAAAUAUGAUGUGAGGCAGGUCGACGUGGGGGGCUCUAAUCAGUGUGCGGCUGUGACCUUCGCUGCCCUCUCCGCUGCCGUCAUCUACACCAUCACCCUUGCCGCCGCUGCCAUCGUCCGAAUCUGCACACACCACACUCAGACACACAGACAGAGAGAGAGAGAGAGAUAAGGCACAUUCUCCAUCCAUCUGUGUGUGUCCGUGCCAUCGUCGCUGUCGUCAUCCAUAUCAUCCCAACCGCCGCCAUGGCCGUCGGAAUCUACACCACACACACAGAUAGAGAAGUAAAUCCCAGCCAUCCAUCCAUCCAUGGCCACCAUGUGUGUGCGUGUGUCCCUCUCUUCCCCUGUCCGCACCGUCAUCAUCCUGCAGCUGGUCUUCUACUUGGCCGUCGAAGACGUACGGCGCCACACGCCCCAGCGCCACACGGGCCAGCCGAGUGGUCACGGGGAAGCGGUCCUUGAAGGCACCGCUCGCACGCGCAGGCGCCUCAGUCGUCGAGACACGAACCCUCGCUGCAGACAAUGACAGACAGAGAAGACACAUGUGGCAUUGUGCAGAGCUGCCUGUCUGUCGGUCUCACCGUUGCCGAAGUUCUCCCACAAAAUGGAAACCCACGCGACGAAGGUGUGGCUGUCGUCGGUGAGCACCAGAGUCCGCACAUUACCGUUCCAGCUGAGUGUGGUGGUGCAGCCGGCCACCGGUGUGUGGGGCGACUGAGUGAGGAGGCCAUCCAGACGGCCGCCUCCAACACGCCUGAACCACACACAGACACACACACACACACACACAAUCACACAAACACCCCUCUGGCCACUGGUGGAAUUCGUGUGAUACCUGUUUAGAAGUAUGUAUGAUGUGUCAUUGAUCUGGUGAGUCCAGCUGAAGUGGUGGAGGAUCAUGGCCUUGGCGAACGACGACAAUGACGCAUCGGUGUCCUCGAGAACGCUCAACGCCCAGGGGCCUUCAUAGUGGGAGAUGCUUCUUUCCACUGGUGGGUCAUGCUGUAGUCGGUGCUGCCGAUACAGAUGGAGGGCGCGAGGGAGGCUCGGGUUGACGUCCAGCCGGAACCCGGCCUGGUCCUUGAUGGCCCCCACCUUACCGUUGCCACGCCAAUGGUUGGCAAGGCGGAGGAUCUGCAGGCAGCUGCCGUCACCGAAGUCGACGUGGCGGCCGACCACCAUUAGCUGCGCCAACACACGAGCUAACAAUCUAUACGCCUACACGACACACACAGACAGAGAGAGAGGAGGGAAUGAGUGAGGCUUCUCUGUUCCCUCCCGCCCCUCUGUGUGUGCCUUACCGUCUUGUUGGCGUGUUUGUUGAUGUCAGGACUGGUGAGGGUGACGGGCAGCGUGCAGUAGCGGCACUGGCUGGCCCACUGCAGCACCUCUCGCGUCUCGUCCCACCGCCCGCCCUCCUCGGCUAUCCGCACCGCCGCCAGCAGGUCACCCAUCCCCAGCGAUGGGUCGAACCGCACCAGCUGCAGCUGUGGGGUGUUGAUGCCAUCGCCGUCACGCCUCAGUGAGUUGGCAAGGCGGUUGCGCAGCUCAGCGAUGGUGAAGGAAGCCCGGAUGCGCCGCGAUGUGGCCCUGAGGCGGGAAACCGUGACGAUGUCGGGCAGAUGGCCCCGGCUGCCGACAAACAAGUGGCUAACGGGAUGCUCCUGGGCGGCCAUCGUCCCACCAGCACCCACGUCAGCCAUCACGCCAAGCCGUUAACACAUCUACGAUGAAUCCGACAACUGUCACCUGAUGGCCGAAAAAGUGGGCUCGAAAUGAUCGAGUUCAUUGCUCUCCUGAAGUAUGUAACUGUAGACCGCAUAGAAUGGGAGGGGCGAGAUGGCUUUCGGGGAGCUGAGCUUGCGCAGGGUCGACCUUGAAAGGCAAGAGCCAUUUGCGGCUGUAUCGGCUCCAGGCGGUAACCCGAUGUGAGAUCUACCGAUUUGGAGCAAGCUGAUUC